Molecule: messenger RNA, 1286 nt
Organism: Zalophus californianus (California sea lion)
Lineage: Eukaryota; Metazoa; Chordata; Mammalia; Carnivora; Otariidae
Gene: FAS
Product: Fas cell surface death receptor
Exons: 9
Coding region: 240-1181 (313 amino acids)
Biological process (GO): immune response; motor neuron apoptotic process; regulation of stress-activated MAPK cascade
Cellular component (GO): membrane raft; CD95 death-inducing signaling complex; external side of plasma membrane
Molecular function (GO): tumor necrosis factor receptor activity; protein binding
Source: RefSeq, a predicted model, not a curated record
UCCCCGGCCGGGCUUCCCCCUGCGUCCCGGCCCCGGGGCCCACCCGCGGAGCCCGCGCAGGUGCCCCGAGACUUCCGGGGAGCGGGAAGAGCGGCCGGGGCGGGUCGGGCGGGGCAGCUGACUCCCCGGCCGGCGGGGCUCGGGGAGGGGCCACGCGGCUGGCACUCCUCCCAGGGCCGGUGGCCGGUCGCGCUCGCAGGCGCAGAGGCGCUGGCCCUCCGGCGGGGCGCUCCGCAGCCAUGUGGGGGACCUGGGCCAUCCCGUGUCUGAUACUUACCUCUAUCGCGGGACCGUGGCCUAGAGGUGUUAAUGCUCAAGCAACUGCUAUCAACUCCAAGGUGUUGAGAUUGCACAAGAACAUCACCAUAAGGGAGGCUGGGUGCUUGGAAGGCCUGCAACGUGAGAGCACAUUCUGCUGUCAGCCAUGUCCUCCUGGCACACGGAAAGUGGGUGACUGCAAAUCUGAGGAGGGUGAAUCAGAAUGUGUGCCCUGCCAGGAAGGGAAGGAGUACACAGACCAAGAGCAUUUUUCUUAUAAAUGCAGAAGAUGUGGAAUUUGUGAUAGACAGCUCGGCUUUGAAGUGGAGAGAAACUGUACCCGGACCCACAAUACCAAGUGCAGAUGUAUACCAAACUUUUUUUGUAACAUCUCUGAAUGCGGACAUUGUACCCCGUGCACCACGUGUGAACAUGGAAUCCUUGAGAAUUGCACACCAACCAGCAACACCAAAUGUAGAAAAGGAUCCAGCUUGAAAUUUCUGUGGUUUUUGGUCCUAAUCCCGAUUGUAGUAUUGGCACUAUUUUGGUGGAAGUCAAGACGGCGCAGGAAUAAAAAGAAUGAAGACCCUGGAUUCAUAGCCUCAACAACUGAAAUGAUGCCAAUAAAUUAUGCAGACAUCGACCUGAGUAAAUAUAUCACUAGUAUUGUUGAACAAAUGACAAUAACUCAAGUCAGAGAAUUUGUUCGGAAGAAUGGUAUCAAUGAAGCCAAAAUAGAUGAGAUCAAGAAUGACAAUCUCCAAGACACAGCGGAACAGAAAGUCCAACUCCUCCGUAAUUGGUACCAACUCCACGGGAGGAGAGAUGCAUAUUGCAAUUUAAUUAGAGGCCUCAGAAAAGCUAAUCUUUGUGCACUAGCAGAGAGAAUUCAAGAAAUGAUCCAGGGGGACAUUACUAGCUAACUUGAAAAUGGAAAUUUCAAACAUGAAUGUAAAAGACAAAGCUUGACCAAAAGUGGAAAACAACUAACUCAGUCCUGAGUAUUAUAUGAGCCAAUAUAAGAAAAA